AGUGACAUCUAUUCAAUCUCGAUGUAUAACCUCCCCUGAACUUCUCUCGUUGAACAGGUGUAAAACCCAUGAGGUAACAGUGGAUUGUAGUGGAGUUGCGGCUUGGUGAAAAUAUGCCGUUGUAUGAAGGCAUUGGACUGAUCAACGAAAAGCCAGCGGUCAUUUUGGAGAUUGGACAGUCGUUGACAAGGGUUGGGUUUGCUGGUGACAUUACUCCGCUAAUUUUACCAAGUGUCGUCAAGUGCCGCCAGUCAAAUGCGUCUGUUCCACUGACAUCCUUCAAAAAUACGGUUGAACUACUGGAAGCGACUCUUCAAUUUUUACGCAAUCUCUACAACAAGUAUCUGCUGGUGAAUUCGAAGGAAAGAGCCGUUGUGAUCAUCGAAGAUGUUCUUGGCUGCAGCAAGCUACGGGAAGCUGUCGCGCGAAUCUUAUUCGAUUACUUGGAGGUUCCUUCCAUCGCAUUUGUUCCUGGACCGGUAGUGGCGCAGUUUGCCGUUGGUGAUGAUGCUUUGUUCAGUGUCGAUAUUGGUAGCACUGAAACACGUAUCAUCGGAGUCUGCAGUGGAAUACCGUUUAUGAAUUCUUGGAAUGCCCUGAGCGUUGGUGUGGAUGCCGUCAACAAGAGAUUGUCCGAAGAGUUGGAGGAAUUUGCGACCGUUGUUCUUCCAACUGCCGAGGAAGUUCCGUUUCGAGAUGUUUCGUUUCAGUUGGAUGAAAAAACCGUGGAUGACAUCCGAUUACGAUUUUGCUUCGUUACGCCUAGAGAUCGAGCAGUUGCGAGAAAUAAUGGAGGACUGACGACUGAAUGCCAAGGAUCUGAGUACAUCUUCACGCAUGCUUCAGAAACUUACGUAUUGAAAAUCCCUGGUCGAGUUCGUGAAGGUGCUACGGAAGUCCUAUUUGAGCCGGAUGAAGAUUCAGUUACUUUACGUUCCGCAAUUUUGGAUUCGAUGAUGAUGUGUCCCAUCGAUUACCGGGUCAAGAUUGCCGAAAGCAUUGUGAUAUGUGGAGGAUUGUCGCACAUGAAAGGCCUGCGAAAACGCCUUCUGGAAGAGUUAUUUGCUGAAAGCCAUGAACGAGCUGAGCGUGAAGCAGCUUUGAAAAAGAACCAAAAACUUCAAAUUAAAUCCGACGAGGAUGUCGUUGAAACGCACAUUCCGAAACUGGAUUUUAAGCUCUUCGAAAUUCCUACGCCUGGAAAUAUCCUUUUCUGGUUUGGAGGGUCGGUGUUGGGCAGCACUCAGCAGCUAGCGGUGCAAGCAAUCACGCGGGAUAAUUAUAUCAAGAGCGGCGGAAUUGUGGAUUGGUGUGAUCUCCGGUAUGAGGGUUUACCGGACGCGCUGAACGUGAAAUGGGGUCGGGAGCAGUACAAGGACCUGUGCUUGGACACUGACGAAGAACCCAUGGUUUUCAAGGCUCAAUUGUUCGCUUUGACCGGGGUCCAGCCCAUGCGUCAAAAGGUCAUGCUCAGAGGGAUGACCCUGAAGGAUGAUGGUUGGGGCACAUUCCCUGUGAAAGAUGUGAGCAAAGACGAAGAUGUACCGAAGGAACCCGCCGAGCGUCCAACAUUUGUGGAAGAUAUGGCUGCGGAUCAACUGCACAAAGCUUUGAAUUAUCCAAACGGCCUGAAAAAUUUGGGAAACACGUGUUACUUGAAUGCGUCCGUGCAAUGCUUACGAGCUGUGCCCGAACUGAAGGCGAAACUGCUGUCUAUGACGGAAUUCCGUGGUAGGCCGGAAAGCAGGGAAAUAGCUUCGUCUCUCCAAGGCGUGUUUCGGAAACUGGACAGCGAUUCCCCGCCGCUUUUCGACGCAGAAAUGGAACUGACUCCACUGCGUUUGCUGCAAGGCCUGCACACUUCUCUGCCGCACUUUGCGAGCAAGACGGAAGGCGGCGUUUUGAUGCAGCAGGACGCCAACGAGUGCUUCAACGAGCUCAUGCGGUCUCUGCAGGAAAACAUGGUUGACAAGGACCAGCUGGGCAAGAAUUUCAUCAAUAGCUAUUUCGGGAUUCAGCUGGAGAGUGAAUACAAGUGCUUGGAGGCGGAGAGUGAGCCGGUGACCAAGUCGACGGAAAACUCGCUUCAGCUGUCGUGUUUCAUCUCGCCUGAGGUCAAAUACAUCCAGUCUGGACUUCAGGAGAGAUUGACGGAAACGAUUGAGAAGUUUUCGUCCACACUGCAGAGAAACGCUCAAUACAAGCGCAUCUCAAAGUUGAGUCGGGUGCCGGCGUACUUGGCGAUUCAGUUCGUGCGAUUUUGCUACAAGGAGCGCGAGGGCGUGAAUGCCAAGAUUCUGAAAGACGUCAAGUUCCCGCUGAGUCUGGACGUGUUCGAGCUCUGCUCUUCCGCAUUGCAGCAAAAGCUGACUCCCGCGAGGGCCGCCUUCAGGGAGAAAGAGGAACGCGACUUGGGCGCAGCCUUCAAUAAAACCGGGCCCAAGGGAGAACAAGUACCGAAGAAGAAAGUCAAGACGUGUCCGUAUGCGUUUGAAGACGAUCCCGGUUCGAGCAACUCGGGCUACUACGAUUUACAAGCAGUUCUGACGCAUCAAGGAAGAUCGUCAUCCAGCGGCCAUUACGUGGGGUGGAUCAAGAUGAAAAGCUCUGACGAACAGAGGCCUUACGCCUGGUACAAGAUGGAUGACGACAACGUUUCCAUGGUUGACGAAGAAGAGAUUUUACGUCUUUCUGGCGGAGGGGAUUGGCAUUGCGCCUACGUUCUGAUCUACGGCCCAAGAAUCCUGGAAAUUGAAGAACAAGAUGAACCGAUGGAACAAGCCGCAAAAUAGAAAAAAAAUCGGUCUCUGAACCCAGCAUCUGCUCUUCGACUCGUUCUUUCCUUUAUUUUUCGGCGCAGUUCCGGAAGUGGAAGCAGUGAAUCAUUCCUUCCGCGGUGUCGCUUUAUGAAGCCGCUGUUGAAAGAUGUCUCUCGAGUGCGCGUUGGGCGACGAAAAUGUAUCCUGAGCCGAGACCAUUAACAUCGGAUGAAGAAGGAAAUGAAAAUUCCGUCGAUUACCCCUCUUUUUCUGGAAUGCUCGAAUUACGCAUGAUUCUUUCGUUUGGAUGCAUUGUCCCGCU
Notodromas monacha is the source of this 3081-nucleotide messenger RNA. Lineage: Eukaryota; Metazoa; Arthropoda; Ostracoda; Podocopida; Cyprididae. The record is from the annotation of a GenBank genome assembly.